AUGGAACCGUUUCAGAGUAUUGACAAAGUUCAAAGGUACAUGAGGGCUCUUCAGUUUGAUAAGGUAAUAACGAACGAGGAAGUUGGAGGAAAAAUCUGGGCCUUUUGGAUGAAUAAGUUGGAUGUUCAGGUAGUACGAAUGGGAACACAAUACCUGUCAUUACGUAUAGCGGAUGGAGAUUCUCAGUUUCUGGGUAAUUUUAUCUAUGCGAAAUGUAGUAGAAUUGAAAGGCAGAUCUUAUGGGAGGAGAUGAGUUCGAGUAACAUGGGUAUGGAUAAUUGUUUGUUUGCUGGAGAUUUUAAUAUAAAUCGUUUGGACUUGGAAAUAAGAGGUGGUAAGCCAAGGUCUAGAGCUGCCAUAGAGGAUUUUAAUAGAUGGAUUCACCAAGGUAGGUUGAUUGAAAUGAAAUCACAAGAAAGAAACUUCUCUUGGUGUAAUGGGCAGCAGGGCUUAGCUAGAGCUUGGGCUAAACUGGAUAGAGUGCUCCUUGAUCCUACUUUAAUAUCCGCUUUUCCUAAUGCGAUCUGUUAUUAUUUGCCAAGGACAACGUCGGAUCAUAGUCCCAUGUUCAUAGAGUUCCUUAAGGACCCUUAUUCUUAUGGCCCUUCUCCAUUUCGAUUUCAGCAAAUGUGGAUUGAGCAUCCAGAUUUUAUGAGUUUUGUACAGUAUGUGUGGUCUGAACCAAUAGUAGGUACGGGACAUGAGAAAUUAGCUAGUAAGCUUAAGAAGAUGAGAGUGGCUUUACGUGAGUGGAACAAGAGGGCGUUUGGGCAGACUAACACUCAGAUAGCUAUUCUUGAAGAGAAGGUUGAGGGUCUUGAAGGUAAUCUGCAAGGAGUAUGGGACGAAGAGGUUGAAAGGGAGCUUGUGGGGUCCUAUAAGGAGUUGUCUUCUUGGAGUCGUAGGGAAGACAUCCGUUUGGCUCAAAUGGAAAAAAUUAAAUGGAAGAUGGAAGGCGAUCGAAAUUCAAACUUCUUCCAUGUUUGGUUAACUAAUAAAAGGCGUAAAAGGAUUCUGAAGUUGAGAACUACGGACGGGAUUGAGUUUAAUUCACCGGAAGAAAUUCAUCUUGGGGCCGUUAAUUAUUUUUCUGGGUUCCUACAAAAUUCAAAUCAGACUAGCUAG
Messenger RNA from Juglans microcarpa x Juglans regia, 1125 nucleotides. RefSeq lists its product as uncharacterized. Bases 1 to 1125 code for a protein of 374 amino acids. The record is from RefSeq and is a predicted model, not a curated record. The transcript has a single exon. Lineage: Eukaryota; Viridiplantae; Streptophyta; Magnoliopsida; Fagales; Juglandaceae.